CGUAUCAAAAUAUCAUUGAUAUUUUUUUAGCCAAAAUUAGCGCUCCACCGUUACCUACGUACACGGCUUAUUUGAUGCGACACCUGGUAAAAUACAUCUGGUGAUUUUUAACCGUUGAUCUACACAUAAUCAUACACACAUUCAUGUGUGUGUGUGAUAGUUUUCAUAAUGUUGUCUACUUGCAAAGAUACGAGACACUAAUGAGAUCAGAGUAUUAUCUCAAACCGAGGUAAUUAACUACGAUUUGAGUUCGCUAAAAGCUUCUUUGAUCUUGAUUUGUCAAAUCAAACUUGAACAAGUAUUUUCAAUUCGAAAAUCUAUGAAGCUCGACUCUAGCCUGAUUUUAAAAAAAUGGUAGAGUUUACACAAAAAAUAAUUAAGCUACACGAGCUCGGCUCGAUUGCACCACACAAACUUAAUUCGAUAGGUCAUCAAUUGUGUGAUUAAAUCCUUAUUUUACACAUUUUUAUUUUUGGUACCGGUAAAUAUAUAUUUACCACUACAAAAUAAUUUAGAAUUUAACCAUAGUAUACGUAACAAAAGAUUACACUAUAAAAGGAAAGCUGCGAGAUCACUUUCAAUACAACAUAUCCACAUAAACACAUACAAAUGAUAUUUUCCUAGUACUUGCUUCCUUAGCCACAUCACAAAAAAAAAAAAAAAAAAAAAAAAAAAAAAGAAGCCAAAACAAUUGCAAAAUGGAAAACAAAACUAGCAUUUGCAUCGAAUUUUUAUUAUUGCUUGCAACAAUAAUAAUAGUAUUCUUUGCCAAAUGGCUAAACCACUCUAAGAAAAGAAGAAAAACAACAAAACCUCCUCUUCCACCGGGGCCCACGGGCUACCCUAUUAUCGGUUGCUUGCCUGAAAUGACGAAGAAGAAGCCAACUUUCCGAUGGAUACACAAACUCAUGCAAGAAAUGGACACAGAAAUCGCAUGUUUCCGCCUCGGAGGCACCCACGUAAUCCCUGUCACCUCUCCAGAACUUUCCAGAGAGUUCUUGAAGGAGCAUGACCUAAUCUUCGCCUCCCGGCCCCACUGCAUGUCGGCCAGGCUUACAAGCUGCAACUACCUCUCGACGGUCAUUGGUCCCAUCGGAGAUCAAUGGAAGAAAAUGAGAAGAAUUCUCUCCUCGCAUGCUCUUUCAUCGGCCAUGCACACAAAGCUUCACGACAAACGAGACAAGGAAGCCGAUCAUCUCGUUAGAUACGUUUACACACAAUUAUUAUCUCCUCAAAAUAACAACAAAAAUGGGCUCGUGAAUUUGAGGGUCGCGACUCAGCAUUACUGCGGCAACGUGAUUAGGAAAAUGGUGUUUGGUAAGAGGUUUUUCGGGGCGGGAAUGGAGGAUGGCGGGCCCGGAUUGGAGGAGAGAGAGCAUGUUGAUGGGUUGUUCACAAUACUUACAUAUCUAUACGGUUUCGCAAUCGCCGAUUAUGUUCCGUGUUUGGAGGUUUUCGAUUUUGAUGGAUAUAGAAAGAUUCUCGGCGAUGCACUUGAUAAUGUGAGGAAAUAUCAAGAUCGGGAGAUUACGAACAGGGUGGAAAUGUGGCGAAAAGGGAUUAAAAAGACAGAAGACGAUAUUCUUGAUGUUUUUAUUAACCUCAAGGAUUCAAAACACAACCCCUUGCUAUCAGUUCAAGAGAUUCGAGCACAAAUUACUGAAAUAAUGCUAGCUGGAGUGGAUAAUCCAUCAAACGCAGUGGAAUGGGCAAUGGCGGAGAUGAUCAACCAACCACACAUUCUUAACCGAGCCUGUCGAGAAUUGGACAGUGUGGUCGGCAGGGGCAAAAUGGUCCAGGAAUCAGAUUUGCCUAACCUCAACUACGUGAGAGCCUGCGUGAAGGAGUCCUUCCGAUUGCACCCCGUGGCACCAUUCAACGUCCCCCACGUGUCCACGGAGGACGCCGUCGUCGGCGGCUACUUCAUCCCCAGAGGCAGCCACGUCCUCCUCAGCCGCCCCGGCCUGGGGCGGAACCCUAGGGUUUGGGAAAACCCGCUCGAGUAUAAACCCGAGCGGCACAUGGUGUUUGAAUCGGCGCAAGUUGAGCUUGUUGAUCACGAUCUGCGAAUGUUGUCCUUUAGUACCGGGAGACGAGGUUGCCCCGGCGUCACGCUUGGCUCGACCAUGGCGGUGAUGCUUCUGGCUAGGCUCCUACAUGGCUUCGAUUGGAUGGCGCCGCCGGGCGUGCGCAUCGACCUCGUUGAGUCGGAAGGUGUUUUGUUGUUGGCUAAGCCGUUGGUUUUACACGCGACGCCGCGUUUGGAGCCGUCGGUUCUUUUGAAAUAGUCCAAUUUGUGAUGGGCCUGGGCCUUAAUUUUUAGGGGCUUUAAGAUAUGCAUUCCUAGUGGGAAUACUUAUUAGAUGAUACACCCAAGCUUAUAAAAGUAUUAAUCAG
Erythranthe guttata (spotted monkey flower) is the source of this 2397-nucleotide messenger RNA. RefSeq names its product tryptophan N-monooxygenase CYP79A68-like. The record is from RefSeq and is a predicted model, not a curated record. NCBI's taxonomy places the organism in Eukaryota, Viridiplantae, Streptophyta, Magnoliopsida, Lamiales, Phrymaceae. Gene Ontology annotation, molecular function: iron ion binding; heme binding; oxidoreductase activity, acting on paired donors, with incorporation or reduction of molecular oxygen.